UCUUAAUAGAGAACGUUGUGAGAGAGCUGUCUGCAGCCAUCUCCCGCCUCAUCUAUGUUUACAGCAGAAGCUUUGAUACAAAUUUUCAGUCUGCAAUAAUCCCUAGCAGCCCUGUGUGUGCUGAUAUCAACUUGGAUUCACAGCUUGGCUUCAUUAUUUAUGCAGCCCAUAACAUCCCCGAAGUCUGGGUGAAAAGCUACAGAGCUUUUUCUUUUUUCUGUUCAUUAACUUAUGGUGGGAAGACAAUAUAUCAAAUGAGGAACUGCAAAAAUACACCAGUAAAAAAAUCAUUCUUUUUCUUGGCAAACUGGACUGAAAAGGUUACCUUUCCUCUUCGAAUCAAGUCUCUUCCACGGGAAACUAUAUUGGCAAUAAAACUAUAUGGGGUAAACUAUGCACCUCAAAAUACAGAAGUACUUGCUUGGACAUGUUGUCCCUUGUAUCCAAAGCAAAGGCUCAUUCAUGGAACUGUGUUGCUCAGCAUGGCAUUGUACAAUCACCUUCCAACAACAAUGCUCGCACCGGGUAUCUGUAACACAAGUUUGCCAGCACCAGUCACACUGCAGAUUGACUUUCCAGAAACUAAUUUGGACUUCAUUAAACCAGAGCCUGAGGAGGAAAGAAAUGACCUUGAAGAGCCAACUAAAGAGUGCCUGAAGCAUAUCAGACAGUUUUCACAGAAGCAUUCUCUCUUGCUACUCUCAGAGCAAAAGAGAAGAUUCUUAUGGUUUUAUCGUUCCUAUUGCAAUAAUGAAAAUUGCUCCCUUCCUUUGGUCUUGGGCAGUGCACCCAGCUGGGAUCGAAAGGCCAUCUCGGAAAUGUAUGCAGUGUUAAAGAAUUGGAGAUUUUCUAACCCUUUGGAGGCACUCGGGCUUCUGACUUUCAGUUUUCCAGAUCAAAACAUUCGCAGAACUGCAGUCCAACAAAUAGAAAAUCUGUCAAAUGAUGAAUUGCUAGAAUACCUCCCACAGCUAGUUCAGGUAAUUAAGUUUGAAUGGAGUCUUGAAAGCCCUCUAGUGCAGUUCCUUCUAAAUCGCUGUCUUCAAAGCAUUCAAGUAACCCACCAACUUUACUGGCUGUUAAAGGAUGCACAGAAUGAAGCUCAUUUCAAAGGCUGGUAUCAGAAGCUGUUGGCUGCUCUCCAAUUCUGUGCUGGCAAAACCCUGAAUGAUGAGUUUUCUCAGGAGAGGAAACUUAUCAAAAUUCUGGGAGGCAUUGCUGAAAAAGUAAAGGCUGCCACCAAACCAAGAAGACAGGAGGUGCUAAAGAUGGAAAUCAACAGACUUAAACAAUUCUUCCAGGAGGUAAAUGUUUGCCGGCUUCCCUUGAAUCCUGCACUGGCUGUACAAGGCAUAGAUUCAAAUACAAGUUCAUAUUUCACAUCCAGUGCUUUUCCAUUGAAAAUCUCCUUCAUCAAUGCAGAUACAGCAAGUAGAAAUAUCAAUGUGAUUUUUAAGAUGGGAGAUGAUCUACGUCAAGAUAUGCUAGUUCUGCAAAUUAUUCGAGUGAUGGACAGGAUUUGGUUUCAGGAGGGACUGGAUAUGCAAAUGAUCAUUUAUAGAUGUUUAUCUACAGGAAAAGGCCAAGGAUUGGUACAGAUGGUACCAGAUGCUACAACUCUAGCCAAAAUCCACAGGGAGUCCGGACUGAUAGGACCAUUAAAAGAAAACACCAUUAAAAAAUGGUUCAGUCACCAUCACCCUUUGGAAUCAAGUUACCAAGAGGCAGUAAGGAAUUUCUUCCAUUCCUGUGCUGGCUGGUGUGUUGUUACCUUCAUCCUGGGUGUCUGUGACCGACAUAAUGACAACAUCAUGCUGACAAACACUGGCCAUAUGUUCCAUAUUGAUUUUGGGAAAUUUUUAGGUCAUGCACAAAAAUUUGGAAGCAUUAAAAGGGACCGAGCUCCUUUCAUCUUUACUUCAGAGAUGGAGUAUUUCAUCACAGAAGGUGGAAAAAGCCCUCAGCGCUUCCAAGAAUUUGUGGAGCUUUGUUGUCGAGCUUAUAAUACAGUCAGGAAGCACAGUCAGUUGCUCUUGACCCUGUUGGAGAUGAUGCUGCAUGCAGGAUUGCCUGAGCUCAACAGCAUCCAGGAUCUCAAGUAUGUGCAUGAUAACCUUCGUCCACAGGACUCAGACCUCCAAGCCACAAGCUACUUUACCAGAAAAAUAAAGGAAAGUUUGGAGUGCUUUCCUGUCAAACUCAAUAACCUGAUUCACACACUUGCACAAAUGUCACUGACAGGCUCUGCCAAGCCUUCAGCUUCUGACAUUGUUCCCCGAGAUGCUGAGGUGCUGAAUACAGAGAGUUCAAUUGCAAGAGCCACCAUUUUAGGGAUCAGCAAAAAGUCUAACUCUCUGUAUCUAGUCCAAGUUGUACAAACCUGCAACACUACAACCUUUGUGGAAAAGUCAUUUGACCAACUUUCAAAACUUCAUGGCCACCUACAGAAGCAGUUUCCGUGGCAUUCUCUCCCAGAGUUCCCUCACUGGCGGCAUUUACCCUUUACAGAUCAAGGACAUAAAAGAAUGAAAGACCUGAAUCUCUAUCUUAAGCAGUUAUUGAGUGGACCCAGCAAAGUGGCUAAUAAUGAAUACGUACUUAGCUUUUUCCUGGAUGGGUCGAAAAGUGACACAUUGGAAGAAUCCUCAUUUGUUAAUCUGGGUCCUAAAUCUCCUGAUCAGAAACCUGGAGUACAGUUAGUUAUUACCUAUGAUGGAACCCGUCUGACAAUAUUGUUGAAACACAUGAGGAGCAUUCAUCUCCCAGAUGGCUCUCCCCCAACUGCACAUGCUGAAUUUUAUCUUUUACCAGAUCCCAAUGAAGUCAGUAGGAGGAAAACAAAAGCAGUUCCAAAAAGCACUGACCCUACUUAUAAUGAAAUUGUUGUUUAUGAUGCUGUAACAGAACUCCAAGGACGUGUGCUAAAGCUUGUUGUGAAAAGCAAAGGAACAUUUGUGGGAGCUAUUAACAUUCAACUAAACAGUGUCCGGUUAAAUGAAGAAAAGUGGUACCCAUUGGGGAACAGUAUAAUUUGA
This is a messenger RNA of Alligator sinensis (Chinese alligator), 3035 nucleotides long. RefSeq names its product phosphatidylinositol-4-phosphate 3-kinase catalytic subunit type 2 gamma (gene PIK3C2G). Gene Ontology annotation, molecular function: 1-phosphatidylinositol-3-kinase activity; phosphatidylinositol binding; 1-phosphatidylinositol-4-phosphate 3-kinase activity. Gene Ontology annotation, biological process: cell migration; phosphatidylinositol-3-phosphate biosynthetic process; phosphatidylinositol-mediated signaling. The record is from RefSeq and is a predicted model, not a curated record. NCBI's taxonomy places the organism in Eukaryota, Metazoa, Chordata, Crocodylia, Alligatoridae. Gene Ontology annotation, cellular component: cytoplasm; plasma membrane; phosphatidylinositol 3-kinase complex. The annotation marks the transcript as partial. The transcript is spliced from 23 exons.